This is a messenger RNA of Notechis scutatus (mainland tiger snake), 1551 nucleotides long. The record is from RefSeq and is a predicted model, not a curated record. Lineage: Eukaryota; Metazoa; Chordata; Lepidosauria; Squamata; Elapidae.
ACUCGCGGCCAUAUGGUUUCCUCUUUUAGAAGGUGGAUGCGCUUAGGUAAACCUUCAGGGUCUUUGCAAGAAAGAGGACCGAAGGUGUUUUUCUUGCCCACAGAUAAGAAGCUGGCUGUGGCUAUCGAAGGAAACGUAGAAGAAGCCAAAGCUCUUUGCAAACCUCCGGAAGACUCCCAGGAUGAUGAGAGCGAUUCCGACGUGGAGGAGGAGCAGACUACGAAACGUCGGCGACCAACUUUGGGGGUGCAGCUGGAUGACAAACGGAAAGAGAUGUUGAAGAGGCACCCUCUGUCUGUUACCAUCAACCUGAAGUGUAAAGAUGGCAGUUUGCUGCUCUUGACCUUUUACUACUUGAUGAACCUCAACGUCUUAACCGUCAAGACCAAGAUGACAGCAGCUACGGAGAUGACCGUGCCCAUCAGCGCUGGGGAUCUGCUGUGCCCCGAUUCUCUUCUGAGCUGCCUUUAUCCUGGGGAUCACGGAAAGAGGACCCCAAACCCUGCCAACCAGUUCCAGUUUGACAAAGUGGGCAUCCUGACCCUGAACGACUACGUGCCCGAACUGGGCCACCCAUAUGUGUGGGUGCAAAAGUUGGGAGGCUUGCACUUCCCGAAGGACCAACCCCAGAAUCCUGUGGUUGCCGAUAACUCGCUGAGUGCUAGUCACAUGGAGAGGACCAUGAAACUGCUCAAAACCAGGUUGGAGUCGCGUCUGGCCCUUCACAAGCAAUACGCUUCUCUUGAGCACGGCAUUCUGCCCGUCUCCCCUGAAUCUCAGCACCUCUUCCCCGUCAAGAUCGUGUCCCACUUGGUGAAGUGGACGUCCAUCACGUACGAAGAUUACUUGGAGCUGCCUUACACCAAAGAUGUGGCGGAGUCCGGUUUGGCUGAAGAUACCCAUCUCUACUACUUGGCCCUGAUUGAAAGAGGCACCGCUAAACUCCAGGCCGCCGUGGUGUUGAACCCCGGAUAUUCCUCCAUCCCGCCCGUCUUCAGCCUGUGCUUGAACUGGAAAGGGGAGAAAACCAACAUGAACGAUGACAACAUUCGGGCCAUGGAGAGUGAGGUCAACGUCUGUUACAAGGAACUCAGCGGCCCCAAGCCAGGCUACCAACUCCUCACCAACCAGUUGCAACGCCUCUGCGUCGUCCUGGAUGUGUACCUGGAGACCGAGACGCACGACAACAGCGUGGAGGGGCCCAAGGAAUUCCCCCAGGAGAAGAUGUGCCUGCGCUUGGCCAGGGGACCCAGCCGGUUGAAACCCUUCAAAUACAACUACCCUCAAGGCUUCUUCAGCCAUCGCUGAGCCCAGCAGCAGCACCAGCAGCAAUGGUUGAGUUCCACUAGGCCACGCUUCCCAAGCGAAGGGGAUUUCUUUUGGAUGUGGAGCCGAUUGCGUCUCUGAUGGAUUUCAGCUUUUUGUCCCGCUUGAAGCCGCGCCGGAGAAGACAGCCGAGCAGCUGCCAUCCUUCCCCCCAUCUCUUGAAGGGAAUUAAAACGGAGCAAAGGGCUCGUUUUGAAGUCCUUGCCUAUUAAAUAUUUUGAACCA